Messenger RNA from Microdochium trichocladiopsis, 1512 nucleotides. RefSeq lists its product as uncharacterized. NCBI's taxonomy places the organism in Eukaryota, Fungi, Ascomycota, Sordariomycetes, Xylariales, Microdochiaceae. The record is from RefSeq and is a predicted model, not a curated record. The transcript is spliced from 3 exons. The coding region runs from base 1 to 1512 and encodes 503 amino acids.
AUGGUGGCCAGCUCGGCGAUGCCCCCACAAUCUGACGGGGCGCUGAACUGGGUGAUAACAGCCAUAUCGUACCCCGUCUUGGUCGGCUGGUCUCCCGGCCCGUUCGCCUCCACGCUGGGCCAGUUCGUGGGCGAUCCCGUGUUCCCCGACAAGCGAUGCAACGGCACGGCACUCUUGUGCAACAACAGUCGCUUCGCUCUGUGGAACCUGGUGACGAUCGGCUCCGUGGAAAUGGUCACCAGCCCCAGGAGCCGCAUCCUGACGAAGCCCAACACGCAAGCCACUGCGCAUCCCUUCUGGAGCUCUUUGGGCGGCUAUCUGGCCAGCACGCAAUCCCGUCUGCUCAGCUGCAUCGACGAGGACAUAAAGCCUGAGUGUCUGGCUGUCACAGCCUGCGAUCUCACCAAGACCUAUGCCAACAUGGCCGACUUGGACGCCGCCGCAGGGUCGUUCCCGAAUCAAUGCAUAAACUACUACGCGCCCAACACCCUCAGGACAACCCUAAACGGCGAGAUGACCAAGUACAACGACGUCAACAGCGGCUACGACGAUGUCUUUGGCUACUGCCAGUCCGCCAUGAAGGAGAUGGUCCCCGGCAUGAUCCAAGAGUUCAUGAGUUCCAAAGGCCAAGGCAACAAAUUCUUCGAAUGCACCGUCACGGCCGAUGGCGGCUACCCGAUAACGGGGCCAUGCCCACCCGAGUAUCGCGACUUCUUCGACUCUGACGUCUGGACCAUCACGUAUAAGCUCCCCGAUGAAAAAGGCUUCUACGACACCUUGCAGUCGUCUUACGGCAUUCAGCGCGACUGGGUCAAGUUCGACAACAGACAUGGAGGCAAAUCUGGCACCAGCUGCUCCAAGUCGCGGAUGGAGAAUGAUGCCUGUUACUUCUUCUCCCACAACUGGAGAAACGAGGCUCAGGCCGCCGACAGCUUCGUCGUCCCGAACCCGAAGGACACAAUCGCCAACUCGCUGCCCUCUAUUCGCUCGCUGCAGAAUACCAUGCUCGCGCGCCAGAUGGAUCUCAACACCGGUAUAUGGACGGGGUCCUCAGAGAACCUUAUCCAGACCUUUGCCAUGCCCGUGUACAUCGUGAGCCAGGCAAUUGGGUCGAUGGCGCAGGCCAAGGACCUGGGUCAGCAGCAGGCCAAAAUGGCCAAGGUCGACCUCAUCAUCUUGAUCCUCUCCGCCAUCUUCGCCGUCAUCCCCUUCGCAGUCGAUCUCCUCUCCGCUGUGGCCGCCGCGUCUGCCAUUGCGCGCGGUGUAGUGCUGAUCGCUGAGGCGGGCAAUAUCGCGCUCAGUAUCGAGAGUAUCGUCACAGACCCGGCAUCGGCGCCCCUGGUUAUUCUGGGCCUGCUGGGUGCUGGCAGGGGCAGGAAGCCAAAGGACUAUGCUAGCAUUGCGGACAAGCAGAAGUUGUUGAAGGAUACUGAUAUUGCCAACAUUGGUAAGGAGUUCAAGAUCAGGCAUGAUGGGUUUCAGAAGACAGUAAAGCCCAGGUGCAAGACUUGA